Phytophthora infestans T30-4 is the source of this 2184-nucleotide messenger RNA. RefSeq names its product trifunctional enzyme subunit alpha, putative. The record is from RefSeq and is a predicted model, not a curated record. Lineage: Eukaryota; Oomycota; Peronosporomycetes; Peronosporales; Peronosporaceae. The transcript has 2 exons. Gene Ontology annotation, molecular function: enoyl-CoA hydratase activity; long-chain (3S)-3-hydroxyacyl-CoA dehydrogenase (NAD+) activity; NAD+ binding. The coding region runs from base 1 to 2184 and encodes 727 amino acids. Gene Ontology annotation, biological process: fatty acid beta-oxidation. Gene Ontology annotation, cellular component: mitochondrial fatty acid beta-oxidation multienzyme complex.
AUGGUGCUUCAGACGACCUCAAUUCUUCGUCGGGUUGCGCUUUCUGCGCGCCUGGCGUCCUCGCGCGCACUGUCCAGUGCUGCCUCCAGCUCGGGCGCCUUCCUGACGAUGGAGACGCGCUCCAACGGCGUGGCAAUUGUGCGGCUGGACGACAAAGCGGCUAAAAACGACCCCAAUAUCAAGUCUGUGGUGCUCAUCUCAGCUAAGCCUGGUGUGUUCAUCGCUGGCGCUGACAUCGCCGAGCUUAACGCGUGCAAGACGGAGGAGGAGAUGCGUGCCAUGUCUAGCGCUGGCCAGGCCUUUAUGAACCGCCUGGCUGACUCUAAAAAGCCCUUCGUGGCAGCCAUCGAGGGCUCCUGCAUGGGUGGCGGCCUCGAGGUGGCACUCGCCUGCCACUACCGUGUGGCUGCGCAGAGCAAGAAGACGCAGUUGGCGCUACCUGAAGUCAUGCUGGGGCUUUUGCCAGGCGCAGGAGGCACUCAGCGUCUGCCAGCGCUUGUGGGCAUCCAGGCCUCACUGGAUAUGAUGCUCACGGGCAAGAACAUUAAGCCUGACAAAGCCCUUAAAAUGGGCCUCGUGAACCAAGUGGCCGACCCAUUUGCACUCGAGAGUGCAGCCAUCUCAGCAGCUGAACAACUGGCUGCAGGCAGUCUGAAGCCUAAGAAGAAGAGCAAAGGACUGGUCAAUCGCAUAUUGGAGGAUACGCCGCUGCGUCAGGUUGUCUUCAACAAGGCCGGGGAGAUGGUGGAGAAGAAGACGGGAGGUCAUUACCCCGCGCCCAAGCUCAUUCUGGAGGCCGCACAAACGGGGAUUGAGCAAGGUCUCACGAAAGGUCUGGAGGUCGAGGCUUCCAAUUUUGCCAAACUGGGGAUGACCAGCGAGGCUAAGGCUCUCAUGAGUAUCUUCUUCGGACAGACGGCUCUUAAGAAGAAUCGCUAUGGCAAACCUGCGAAGCCUGUGGAGACUAUGGCAGUUGUUGGUGCUGGUCUCAUGGGAGCUGGCAUCGCACAAGUGUCUGCUGCUAAAGGUGUGCGUGUCCUGCUAAAAGAUCGCGACGCUGCAGCUGCUGCGAAGGGAGAAGACUACGUACGCAACAAUUUGGACCAGAAGGUGAAGCGCAAGCGCAUGACAAUCUACGAUCGUGACGCUGUUAUGGCCAACGUCGUGCCUCUGUCUGACGAGGAUGAUGUCUGGAAAACGCACAUCAAGAAGGCAGAUCUCGCUAUUGAGGCAGUUUUCGAGGACUUGGCUCUCAAGCACAAGGUUCUGUCGGAUCUGGAGAACUACGUGUCGAAAGAUUGCGUCAUUGCUACUAAUACAUCGGCGCUUCCGAUCGCUGACAUCGCGUCGGCCUGCAGGCGACCAGAGAACGUGAUCGGCAUGCACUACUUCUCACCUGUGCCUAGUAUGCCGUUACUGGAGAUCAUUCGUCACGCUGGUACGAGCGAUGCGACUGCUUCGAAGGCUGUGGAUCUGGGACUGCGUCAAGGCAAGACUGCUAUCGUGGUGAAGGAUGUGCCUGGUUUCUAUGUAAACCGCUGUCUUGGUCCGUACAUUGCAGAGACGCUGGCACUUGUGGGCGAUGGCGUCGAGCCGGAGAAACUCGAUAAACUUAUGACCAAGUGGGGUCUUCCUGUGGGCCCCAUCACGCUGGCGGACGAGGUGGGGCUGGAUGUGGCGUACCAUGUAAACCAGACGCUUUCAAAGGCGCUGGGUGUGCGUAUGGGAGGCGGCGAUGCGAAGUUGUUUGAAGAGAUGAUUGAGCAGGGGUUCCUUGGCAAGAAAUCCGGCAAGGGCUUCUUCGUGCAGCCUCCUAAGGGCAAGAAAGGAAAGAAGACGUUGAAUGCUGAUGCCAUGAACCUCAUCAAGAAGUUCCAGAAACAAGAUCUGAAGCUCAGCGAUGAGGACACGGUCAACCGUCUGAUCUCUCGUUUCGUGAACGAGGCAGUUCUGUGUGUGCAAGAUGAAAUCAUCGAGUCUCCAUCGGAGGGCGACAUUGGCGCCGUGUUCGGCAUUGGCUUUCCGCCUUUCGUUGGCGGCCCCUUUCGCUACGUUGACAAGGUGGGCAGCACCAAGUUCACGGAGAUGAUGCAGCGUUAUGCUGACCAGUACGGCCCGCAGUUUGCCCCUGCACCUCUGCUUGAAGACAUGGCCAAGACGAACAAGAAGUUCCACUCGAAAUAA